Molecule: messenger RNA, 2262 nt
Organism: Achroia grisella
Lineage: Eukaryota; Metazoa; Arthropoda; Insecta; Lepidoptera; Pyralidae
Product: PR domain zinc finger protein 10-like
Exons: 17
Coding region: 212-2206 (664 amino acids)
Cellular component (GO): nucleus
Source: RefSeq, a predicted model, not a curated record
AUGCCAAAAACUGUUAUCAAUGUCAGAAUCAGAAAAGUCAAACUGUCAAAUACCUAGUACCCAUAUACUACCGCAAAAAUCAUAAUAAUGUUAUUUGUAAAUGAAUAUAAUUAAUUAUUAAACCUUUUAUAUUUACUAUAUGUUAAUUAAUGUCGUAUUAGAAUAUAAACAAGUACAAAAAAAAGUUAUUAAAUCUACAAAAUAAAUAAAUAUGAGUAACGAUACAGGUCCCACCCGUAUGUUCGUCCUGGCGUUCGAUCAUAACGACUGCCAAAAUUUUCUGGGACAGCAACCCUUACCUCUUCAGAUACUGAACCUGGAUAACAAUCAUUAUUUACUGGCACUACAAGCUGAUCAUCCAGAGAGAGAUAAUAGUAAUUCAUUACAAAUAACUCUAGAUUCAACAAUAAGGGACAAUUUAUCAGCUCUUUCCGAUAACAACACUCUCGGCCAAAACAUUGGAAAUACUCAUGUUGCAGCAAAUAAUAUAAGUCAAGAAUAUAUAAAUAUGCAGCUUAGCAAUCAAGCUACAGAAUCUCAUACGGAAUUGAAUAAUAAACCAGUGGAAUUACAAUUGAACAACACUGACAAAAAAAUUGCUGCUAAUAAAAUAUGUCAAAAUUAUGUCCAUAUCCCUGACCGCGCAGCGCCGGUGCGUGCGGAGGCGGUGUUGCCGUCGGCACUGCAACUACGGCGUGACGGCCGCGUAGUCUCGAGGCGCCGGUUGCCUGCGCGUACUCGCUUUGGACCUUUGCGAGGAGUGAAUCACAAAGUAAGCUAUUCGGUUGCACGUGAAUUAACUAUUAAAGCCUCUGAUUUAAAAGUACCUAUAUUUCUUAUAAAGAACAAAUCAGAUAAAAUAAACAUAGACGUGUCCGAUAAAGAUAAAUCGAAUUGGUUAAGUUUGCUACCACUAGGUGACCAAAGCAAAGCAAAUGUGUGGUUGUAUCAAGAAGAUAACGAAUUAUAUGCUAUAACAGUACGACCUUUAGCGGCGCGAACAAUUCUUUAUUUGGGAUAUAGCAAACAAUAUGUCGAAGACCAUGACUUGCCACCAAAUCAACCUGUUUUACUUCUUAGUGAAGUUUUAUCCGAACCAGAGAAUUGGUGGUGUUGCGACUGUCACGAAGCACAAGCAUCAGCUGCUUUGCUUCUGCAACAUGAAGAAAUCUGCCAUAAUGAGAAAAUGCCCAGUUUACGCCGGAGGCGCUAUAGAUGUCGACAUUGUACGCGAACAUUUUCCAGAUUAUUUACAUUGAGAAGACAUAUAACGCAACACUGUCGGAAAAAUAAAUCGGAUAUUGCAACUAAAACUGACACAAUACCAAAUAUUGGAUCCGAUACGUCAAUAGUCGAAGACAAAUUGCCCUCAGACGAAAGCUUCCAAAAUUAUUCUAAUGGCUUAGACUUUUCCACUAAUCUAUUCGACACCGACCGAAUUCCCAAUCUCGAUAUAUCGGUUAGCUCAAGGUCGGAAGCGGAUUUUGGACCUUAUGGUAUUGAAUAUAAAGACGACAGUAGUUUAUCUAAUUAUUUGGAAUUAUCCAAAUCUACACAUGUUAAAUCGAAAACAGCUCAGAUCAAUAAGACUGAUAAACCAUUGAUGAUAUCUUGUUCGUAUUGUCACACUGAAAUGUCUAUGGAAAUGAAAAAACAACAUAUAAGACAAUGUCCUGCCCGAAGAUUUGAGUGUGAAUGCGGAACCAUUUUCAAUUGUAAAGAGAAAUUGGCGGAACAUAUAUACAUAGAUCAUCCAACUAAUGUGAUUAAGCAUUCUAAACAAGAUAUUCAGAACAGUCCUCAAUCAAGUGACAAUGCACUAUAUAAAUGUGAAGUAUGCUCUCAUAUAUUUAAGCGUCGCGGCAUGCUAGUGAACCAUCUGUGGCGCGUGCACCGCACGGGGGCGGCGGCGGCUGCCGCUGCAGUUCCGUUGUCUCGACGCGACCGGUGCUUCCCGUGUGGCGCCUGCCCCAAGCUGUACCGCUCCCGUGCCAAGCGUGAUGCUCAUCUGCGCGCACACCAUCCAAAUGCAGCAGUAGAUCGUGCUCAUUCGAUAUUAGGAGGAAAGCGGCAUUGCGAGCCGGCCGCUUGUAUAGCGUGCCCACGCCAGUACGCUACUCGUGCGAAACUACUGCAACACGUUCGCUCACAUCACCCUCAAUUGGCUCCACCAAAGAAGAAACUAUUGAAGAACACUAAAGGCUGAAAUUCUAGGUGUGUUAAGUUCUACAUAAUUACAUUAUAUUCGUAUCUUCGAAAAAA